Apus apus (common swift) is the source of this 3348-nucleotide messenger RNA. It is a transcript of the gene PPME1, whose product is annotated as protein phosphatase methylesterase 1. The transcript has 14 exons. The record is from RefSeq and is a predicted model, not a curated record. The coding region runs from base 86 to 1252 and encodes 388 amino acids. Lineage: Eukaryota; Metazoa; Chordata; Aves; Apodiformes; Apodidae. Gene Ontology annotation, biological process: protein demethylation. Gene Ontology annotation, molecular function: protein methylesterase activity.
CUGGGAGGGGGGGGGUUUGGGUUUGUGUGUGUGUUCCUGAGGGUUCCUGGUUCUGCCCUUGUGUCCCGGCGCCUCCUCCGCCCUCAUGUCGGCCCUGGAGAAGCAGCUGCACCUGGGCCGCCUCCCGCCGCGGCCUCCGUUACCCGCGGGCGGCGGCCAGUCCGGUUCCAAGAUGCGCAUGGGCCCUGGAAGAAAACGGGAUUUCUCACCAGUGCUUUGGAGCCAGUACUUUGAAUCUAUGGAGGAUGUUGUGGUAGAAAAUGAAACUGGCAAGGAUACUUUUCGAAUUUACAAGAGUGGAUUGGAGGGGCCUGUUCUGCUGCUGUUACAUGGUGGAGGCCAUUCUGCUCUUUCCUGGGCUGUAUUUACUUCUGCAAUCAUCAACAGGAUCCAGUGCAGGAUUGUGGCUUUAGAUCUCCGAGGCCAUGGAGAAACAAAAGUUAGGAACCCAGAAGAUCUGUCUGCAGAGACUAUGUCAAAAGAUGUGGGCAACGUGGUGGAAGCUCUGUAUGGGGACCUGCCUCCCCCCAUCAUGCUGAUUGGGCACAGCAUGGGAGGGGCCAUCGCCGUGCACACGGCGGUCGCCAACCUGGUGCCGAGCUUGCUGGGUCUGUGCAUGAUUGAUGUUGUGGAAGGUACAGCCAUGGAUGCCUUGAACAGCAUGCAGAACUUCUUAAGGAGUCGUCCCAAAACAUUCAAGUCACUUGAGAAUGCCAUUGAGUGGAGUGUAAAAAGUGGACAAAUAAGAAAUCUUGAAUCUGCCAGAGUUUCCAUGGUUGGUCAAGUCAAACAGUGUGAAGGGGCUGCAAGUCCUGAAUGUCCUAAAGCCAUAGUGGAGGGUAUUAUUGAAGAAGAGGAGGAGGAGGAAGAGGAUGAGGAAGGAGGAGGCUCUGUCAACAAAAGGAAGAAGGAAGAUGACACAGAGACAAAGAAGGAGCACUUAUACACGUGGCGAAUUGAGCUGGCAAAAACAGAAAAGUACUGGGAUGGCUGGUUCAGGGGCUUAUCCAACCUCUUCCUCAGCUGCCCCACUCCAAAGCUUUUGCUUUUAGCUGGUGUUGACAGGCUGGAUAAGGAUCUAACAAUUGGACAGAUGCAAGGGAAGUUUCAGAUGCAGGUCCUCCCACAGUGUGGCCAUGCAGUCCAUGAAGAUGCUCCAGACAAGGUUGCUGAAGCUGUUGCCACGUUCCUGAUCCGUCACAGGUUUACAGAGCCCAUCGGUGGAUUCCAGUGUGUGUUUCCUGCUUGUUAAUACCCUGGUGUUCUCCAGCACUGAGUCCUGUUGUAAAUAAACUGCACCAGAGGCCACUGUGAUGUAUCCAUAUCCUUUCAUCUCUCCAGUUCAGCAGCAGUGAGAAGUUGGUGUGAGAUUUCAUCCCCUAGAACUAGUUCUCCAGAAUGUGUAAAUGCUUAGGGACUUCCUUGCUGGGAAGCAGCUUGUGCUGAAGACCAUGAAAAGCUCUUCAAGCCCUUGGAAGUGGGCUCCCCUCUGCUGCCACAAGGAAAGACCUCCUGAAAUCCCAAGUAGUCGAUCAUUCCGAUCUCCAUCAAUUCUCAGGCUUCCUUGGACCCAACUGCCAAGGGGCUGUUGGCAGUCCAGAUCCACAGGGCAUUGCCAAAGGCUUCAGGAUUUCUCCACGGAAUCGUCUUAAAUUGUCUUUGAAGUGCCCCUUAGGUUUGGUAUUUUUAAUAUGCACGUUGUUUCCCCCGAAAGCAGAUGAGGAAUCAGCUUCCCUGGGAGCUCAGGUUUCGUCUCACCGAUGCCAGCCUUACCAGUUGGGCUGCAGGAGCAGCCUAGAUGCUAUUUUCCUGGGCACAGUUGGACAGGACUGUAAAACAAAAAGGUGAGGGAGGGCCAUGAGCUCCAUUUCAGAGUCUUGCAGCUUUCUUAAUACUCUUUUCAAGUUCUCACUGAGAAAAACAGCCUGGGUAACUCCAGCUCCUGCAGACACGUGACGGGCAGGGGACUCUGGGGCUGAGCUUAGGAGGAAGACCCAAGAGCAGCAGUAACAACAUGGCCUGCAGGCACUUUGCCUGUUUGGCCCUUCUCUGUGCCUGGAAUGUGUUUAUGCUUCCAUUCUUGUAGCAGGGAUCAGCCUUUGGAUGAGAAAAAUGCAGUAGAUAAAAGCCUGGAAGAGCUUGGAGUCAGUCCUGCUGGUGGUGACGCAGAGCUGGGGCUGCUGCAUUUUGUUCCCCCCGGUACUGGAGGAAAGACCUUGUUUUCACUGUCACUCCCUAGAUCCUUUCACUGCCUGCCUUCCAUAUUUCCAUGUAAAUGCAGUAGCUACACAGAGAGCUUUUCUUCAGGGUUAAAUUAUCCACAGACAGUUCCUCAGAUUCCUUUUGCCUAAGAAUCCCUCUUGAGCCGAAGAGCCGACACGUUUCGGCGCAGUUUUCCUCAGUAGUUUUGCUGUUGGAUGUCUGAAAUAUUUUCUUUUUGCCUUGUGUCCAUGAGCCCUUGAUGCUGUAUGAAGAAAGCAGUGCUCUUUAACUCUGCUUUGCUGAGGCAGAGUUCUGUUGUCAGCCUGAUUUGGGAGCUGCCAUCGGUGUCUUUGCCCUGUGACAAGAGCCCUCAUGAAUUCUUGGCACUUGGGAGGUGCAGGUGUGAAGAUGAUGAUGUGAAGAGCUGGCAAAGCCUGUUUUAAUGUUGGCAUUUACCCCGAUGGAGAGGCUCUGGUUCCAUCACAUAAUUGUUCUGGUUGGAAAAGACCUUUAAGAUCAUCAAGUCCAACCAUAGAUCAUCGAGUCCAACCAUAAGUGGUGUGUGAGCCCCGGACACAGCAGUCAUGGCCUUGCUUCAUGUCCUCUUCCCUGAGACAUCAGGGUGGGAAAUGCCUGAAUUAGAGACAAGAAAGCCUCAUUGCAGAGAGCUCUCCUCUCUCCUGGCUCUUUGGCCAUCAGCCUCAGGUGUUACAAGAGCAAUUCCUGGCGCUUCCCUCUGUAAGUCACUGUUAAUUAUUGCAUUCGUUUCCUGUGACCUUGGUGUGAUGGUUUCCUUGCUUUCCUUCCUGAUGGAUUAAAUGGACCUUCAGUAGUUGAGGUGACUUUCCCCAGCUGUACCCUGAAGAUUGGCAAAAUUCUUGGUCCUUUCCACAUGACUCCUUUGUACAAAUGGUUAGAGGUGAAAUAGUGCAGCGUGGAUGCCCAAGUCUCACUUCAUGGGAUAGUUAAGCAUGUGCCUCUUGUCACACUCACCAGUGAUCUCUGUAAAGUCCCAAUCCUCUGUGCUGAGGUAACGUGGAGGAUCUAACUUGGAUUCACUGUGGUAACUCCUUGAGUUUCCCUCUUGUGUUACCCCCUUGCAUUUGCUUUUACGGUUUGAAAGAUAUUAAAAAACACAAAACAAAA